Molecule: messenger RNA, 2484 nt
Organism: Pestalotiopsis fici W106-1
Lineage: Eukaryota; Fungi; Ascomycota; Sordariomycetes; Amphisphaeriales; Sporocadaceae
Product: DNA repair helicase ercc3
Exons: 1
Coding region: 1-2484 (827 amino acids)
Biological process (GO): nucleotide-excision repair; transcription initiation at RNA polymerase II promoter
Cellular component (GO): nucleotide-excision repair factor 3 complex; transcription factor TFIIH holo complex; transcription preinitiation complex
Molecular function (GO): 3'-5' DNA helicase activity; ATP binding; DNA binding
Source: RefSeq, a predicted model, not a curated record
AUGCCGCCCAAGAGAAAAGCAUCGUCAAACGUGCUGGGUGUCGCAAAGUCAGGCAGGGUAUCAGCAGCUUCGACGCCAGGGCCAGCGACGCCUCGAGACCUCGAUAGCGACGAGGACGAAGCCGAUUCCCCAGGACAGGUCGAACUGCCAAACGAAGAAGAGAUUCAGAGCGCCGUCGACCGGUUUUCGCUCUCUCACUACCAAGAUAAUACGGUUAGAGGUCCGACGGACGGUGCCAGUAGGCAUUUCGGAACAAACGGAAGGCGUGAUUUCUCCUACCUGCAGCUCAAGCCCGAUCACAAAGAUCGACCCAUAUGGAUCGAUCCGCAAAGAGGGCGCAUAAUCCUGGAGAACUUCAGCCCUCUUGCCGAGACAGCGAAAGACUUUCUCAUCACAGUCGCUGAGCCGCUUUCGCGCCCUACGUUCCUUCACGAAUAUGCUCUCACCACCCACAGUCUGUACGCCGCCAUCUCGGUUGGUCUGCAAGCUAGCGACAUCAUUGCCACAUUAGAUCGAUUCUCCAAAACGGAACUCCCGAGCUCGAUCCGCAAUUUCAUAGCCAACUCGACUGCCGCGUAUGGCAAGGUCAAACUUGUUAUCAAAAACACAAAGUAUUUCGUCGAAAGCAAUGAUCCCGAGGUCCUUCAACGAUUACUCAAAGAUCCGAUCAUCGGGCCAUGUCGAGUCCAGGGAACCGACAUCACAACCACCACUUCCAACAUGCCAAGUGUGGUUAUCCCUGGCACGUCAAAUGCGGCUGGUGUGCAGCAGGUCAAACAGAAAACGGCAGAGGAUGUACCUCCCGAGCAAGCUCAGACGGAGAAUGCGAUGCAGGCGCUCCGUGAGGACGACGAUGACGACAAUCAAGAGGCUGUGCACGCCUUCGAAAUACCCGACACCGAGGUCGAGACCAUUCAGAAGCGCUGCUUAGCCAUACAAUAUCCCAUUCUGGAGGAGUACGAUUUUCGUAACGACGACCGAAACGCCAACCUUGAGAUCGAUCUCAAGCCCAACACGCAAAUCCGGUCGUAUCAGGAGAAAAGUCUCAGCAAGAUGUUUGGCAACGGUCGAGCAAAGAGCGGUAUCAUUGUGCUCCCUUGUGGCGCUGGCAAGACCCUCGUGGGUAUCACGGCUGCUUGCACCAUCAAGAAGGGGUGUAUCGUAUUGUGUACCAGUACCAUGUCUGCUCAUCAAUGGCGUCAGGAGUUCUUGAAAUGGUCCAACAUACACCCCAAGGACAUCACAGUCUUCACUGCCGAGAAGAAGGACAAAUUCGAGGGUAAUACCGGAAUCAUCGUCACCACAUAUCCCAUGGUCACUCAAUCCGGCAAGCGAGCCUACGAUUCGGCAAAGAUGAUGGAGUUCUUGACAGGGCGCGAGUGGGGUUUGAUGCUUUUGGAUGAGGUUCACGUCGUCCCCGCCAACAUCUUCCGCAAAGUAUCAUCACACAUCAAGAGCCACGCCAAACUGGGACUGACGGCUACGCUUCUCCGUGAGGAUGACAAGAUUGAGGAUCUCAACUUUCUCAUUGGCCCCAAGUUAUAUGAAGCCAAUUGGAUGGAGCUGUCUGAACAGGGACAUAUCGCGAAGGUGCAAUGCGCCGAGGUCUGGUGUCCAAUGACGACGGAGUUUUACGACGAGUAUUUGAGGACCAACGACCGAGGCUUGAAAGCCAACCUAUACAUUAUGAACCCGCGAAAGAUUCAGGCCUGCCAGUUUCUCAUUGACUACCACGAGAAGCGCGGCGACAAGAUCAUUGUGUUCUCGGACAAUGUCUACGCAUUGAAAGAGGUCGCACUCGCCUUGGGCAAAGCUUACAUUUGCGGCGCCACUGGCAACAAUGAGCGUAUGCACAUUCUAGAGAACUUUAUGCACAACCCCAACGUCAAGACAGUAUUUCUGUCGAAAAUCGGCGACACAUCUCUAGAUCUUCCAGAGGCCACCUGCUUGAUCCAAAUCUCGUCGCACUACGGAUCCCGGCGUCAAGAAGCCCAGCGACUGGGACGUAUUCUUCGAGCCAAGCGCCGAAAUGACGAGGGUUUCAACGCAUUCUUCUACUCACUCGUCUCCAAAGAUACGACUGAAAUGUAUUAUUCAACCAAGCGACAGGCCUUCCUCGUGGACCAAGGCUAUUCUUUCAAAGUCAUUACGCAACUGGCGGGCAUGGACAAGAUGGAAGGACUCGUAUUCAAUUCUGCACAGAUGCGCCGGGAACUGCUACAAAAGGUGAUUGUCGACACCGAGGCGAAGCGCGGUAUGGACGACGAAGAUGCCACAGAUGAUUUGUUUUAUGCGAAUAAGGGUAGGAGAAAGGGUGUCAGACGCACGGCGGGCACGCUGGGCGAACUCAGCGGCGGACAAGACAUGGCGUAUAUGGAGCAGAGGAAGAGUGCAAACAAGGCGCUCAAGAAGAACGCCAAACAGAAUGACUUCUUCAAGAAGCACUACAGGGAGGUUGCUAGAAACAAGGCCAACGCUCAAUGA